Molecule: messenger RNA, 5541 nt
Organism: Zeugodacus cucurbitae (melon fly)
Lineage: Eukaryota; Metazoa; Arthropoda; Insecta; Diptera; Tephritidae
Product: endoplasmic reticulum aminopeptidase 2
Exons: 15
Coding region: 1622-4957 (1111 amino acids)
Biological process (GO): peptide catabolic process; proteolysis
Cellular component (GO): cytoplasm
Molecular function (GO): metalloaminopeptidase activity; peptide binding; zinc ion binding
Source: RefSeq, a predicted model, not a curated record
CCGCAUUACAUUUUGUUGUACAAUUAAUUGCACUCUCCGCAAAUCGCUACUGGAAAGUGGAAUGCGUAUGAAAAGCAGUUGGGAGAAAGUAUGAAAAAUUAAAUUCCUGAGCAUAUUUAUUAAAUCUGCAAUUGAGAGCUAAACUGCAUGGGGGUGGAAAGAGGGUGCAUUGGCAGAAGAGCGCACGAACCAGUACUACAACAACACGCACCAACACCACCACAUUUGCCACCCCCAAAAACAAGUUCAGCCUCCUCGAAAGCGCUUUUACUCGCGCACAUCUCACCUUUUGGGGAGCAAAAACGAAGACGAAAGUUUUUGAAACUUUGCAGAUGCGAUGUGAAUUGAAUUCGCGCACAGGAGCUUCGCAUUUUGUUUGGUUUGUUCAGAAAGAGCAAGUCCUUUGUGGCAAAUGGCUGUGUUCUCUGUUUUGUUCAAAUCUACAAUAUAAAACUUCAAGCAAAUCAUUAGCAAUCGCACAAGAAUUCUAAUUUUCGCUUUCAACUGCAUUAACGCGACAAAUAUUUAUAAAUUUUAUUGUGUUUAAGCCAAAAUCGACAUUGUGUUAAGAGCAAAAAAUAAUAUAAUAAAAACAAAAUAUUAAUUUGUUAAAGCAUAAAAGCAAAAAAGUCGUUCGUAUAUUAUACAUAUACCCACAUAUAUACCUGUGUUUUUUGUUUGCGUGUUGUAUGUGCCGUAAAAAGUGUGUGUUGUGAAAGUGGUAAAGACGCAAUACCAACUGCUUUAAUGCAAGCAAAUAUUUAUUGAUAUUUUUUGUGAAGUGGUGUGUGUGUGUGUAAUUGUUAAGGGACUUGACCAACAAACAGCAGGGAAUAAGUGCAACAACAUAUCGUAUUUCGAAAAAACAAGUGAUCAAACAAAUUAAAAGAGAACUUUGCAUAUUAACGGUGAUAUUUAAUGCUGUAGACAAAAAUUUAGAUCGUCAGCUUCUAUCUACAAGAAAAUUUACAUUAACAUAUUUUACAAAAUAAAUAAAAAAUUUACAAACAAGUAGUAGUUGAAUCCAGAAACCGACCCCACCAAAAUUUUUGUAGAAAUAAAUUAAAAAAAAAAUACAAAAUUUGCAAAUAAUAUUUUACGAUAAAAGAAACACAUGUAGAAAGACUAUAGAUACCUUUAGCUGUGCCAUACAAUAUCCCAACAUAUGUAAAAUCUAACAGCAGUAGCACUUUAAAGACACAUAAACACAUAUCCACAAAACCGACAAGACGUCAAACUGAAAAACGUAGUUCUCGUACAUACCAGAUUUUCGUUUAGUGUCUCAAGCACGGGCCUUAGUAGAAACCAUACCACUUUUGGUACUCCACAAAUUGACAUUUUGCACUUUACCAACCUUUCUUCAGCAACAACAACAAUAACACACAAAGUAAUAAUUCGUGUCUACUUGCUUGCGGCACAUCCGUUGGUGUUGAACCGAGUUGACAACAACAACAACGAGACACAUACACAAGCAUCAUCAUCAUCAUCCAUAUAGUUCGGCUGGCUGACUCGACUGCUGCUGCACGUUUGUCGGCAAUUUCCGCAAAUUUUGUCAAAUCCUGUCAAUUUUACUUAAUUUUCUGUCAACCUGAGUGCGAAGGGGAAAAAGCGCAUUUCACCAAUGUUAUGUUGUGGAUUUUGUUGCGGCAAUAUGUCGAAACGAGAUUACAAGGUGGCCACAAUGGAUGGCAUCGAGCUGGAGCCGUUGGGUGGCGAAAAAAUCGACAAGGAAAAGGAAAAGGAUAAAGAAAAGCAAACGAACGGUGUGACUUUCGGUGGCGAAUCGAGUGGCCGACAGACGCGUCAGGGAGUCGCUGUUUGCUCACAGAGGCGCGCGCUACUGGUGGCUGGCAUCGUUUUGGGUUCGCUGUUGCUCACCGCGCUUAUAAUUGCCUAUGCUGGACCACAAAAUGAUUGUUCGUGCGCUGGUAAAUUGGCACCGGGUUUCGAAACGGAUGAAGAGAACGACACACAGCCAUUCAAUCCGAUUGCGACGAAUGGAGAACCUUACCCCUGGCUGGAGAUGGCACUGCCAACGAGUGCGCGUCCACUGCGUUACAUGGUGACAAUACAUCCCAAUCUGACGACGCUGGACGUCAAAGGUCAAGUGACAAUUGAUCUCUUCAUGGAGAAGGAAACAAAUUUUAUAGUGUUGCACAUACAGGACCUAAACGUCACCGAUAGGGCCAUUGUGACGACAGGCAACAAGGGUUAUGCCAUUAAGAUUGUCAAAGUAUUGGAAUAUCCACCGCGACAGCAAUUGUAUAUCGAAGUUAAGGAGAAACUCAAGAAGAAAGCGAAUUACACGCUCAACUUGCGUUGGUAUUCGAAAUUAAAUCCGGAACCGGAGGGUUUUUACGUGGAUCAAUAUGAGAGCUCGAAUGGACUGGAGCGUUUGCUAGCUGCCACAGUAUUUCGACCGAAUAGCGCACGUCGCGCAUUCCCCUGUUUCGAUGAGCCACAAAUACGUGCUCCAUUUCGCAUAUCCGUUUUUCGUGAUCGCUUCCACAUUGGGCUUUCCAAUUCCAUUGUGCAUACAACGGAGGAUGUGGGCUUCUACAUGGGCACGGGUUUGUUACGUGACGAUUUCAUCGAGACGCCACCACUACCCGCCGAUGCUGUCGCUUGGGUGGUGAGCGACUUCCAGCGUGAAUCUUUGCAGCCCUCACCAGCAUAUUUGCCUACAACACCGGCGCCGCCCGGUAGCGCUGGCUCAAAGAAAUCCGCGCAACACAACAAUUACACACAGUUGAAGGAGAAGAAGCCGCCCGUGCGCAAUAUAACCGCACUCACACAUUCACUGAAUAUUAAUCUGAUGAAGAAUACCACCACAACGACCGUUACGCCCACUGCCGAAACCAAUGGCAAGAAUCUGACAUCCCUCAGUCAGUCGACGGGUUCGCUAAUUAAACGUGCGCCGUCGUAUACUUUCUAUGCGCCACGUGAUCUACUGCCACGCUCAUCUUUUAUACUACACACCGCACGUGACGUGUUGGAGCAUCUACAAACCUGGUUGGACAUAUUGUAUCCGCUGACGAAAGUCGAUUUUGUCGCCUUGCCCUCGUUGGAUCGUAACAUUAUCUCUUCGUUGGGUUUGGUAACGCUGAAGACUGCCUUUCUCACCGAUCCCGAGUCCAUAACGACGGAAGAGUAUCAGAAGAGCGCCUUACAAGUGGCCGAGGCUAUGGUGAGACAGUUCUUUGGUGGCAUUACAUCGAGGAAAGUGUUGAAGGAUGUCUGGUUAUGGGAGGGACUUAUCAAAUAUUUGGGCAUACAUUCGCUUUCACCACAGCAAACCAACUGGCCAUUGAGAGAAAUGUAUUUGCUUAAAAUGGCUACAGCCGCUUUGGACAUUGACGCCAUACAAGGCUGGGAUAGCAUUAUGAAUGGUACAAAGCAUGAUGGUAAUAAUGAGGAGUUCUUCAUACAAAAGACCGCUGCCAUAUUUUCAAUGUUACACACCGCCAUUGGCGAAGAUCGCUUUCGCGGUUGCCUUGGCGCUUUUUUGAAAAUUAAUCGUUUUAAAACUGCCGAACCCACAGAUCUUUGGACGAUAUGCACAAAGAAAGCCAACGGUUCCAAGAAUAUCAAAGAUAUGAUGACUUUGUGGACUCAUCAACCGGGCUUCCCGCUACUGACUGUUACCAAACUGGGCAACAGUGUAUCCAUAUCACAACGGCCCUUCAAGCCAGCUGACUUCCUUGCCAUACACGAUGAGACUUACGACGGCAACAAUUACAACAAAACAGUGGUUAAUGUCACAGAGACGCCGAGCACAGUGGCACCAACGCCGGCGGGUAAAAACAAACAACCGACCAAGAUGAAAUGGAUAUUCCCAAUAACCUAUAUAACCGAUACGAAUAAUGUCAGUGAGACUUUAUGGCUGCAGAAUAUUGAUGUCACCUUCAAUGUACCCGAGAAUGUUAAGUGGAUCAAGGUUAAUGCUAUGCAAUCUGGUUAUUAUCGCGUUUUGUACAACGAUGACAACUGGGCGAAUUUGAUUGAGGAGCUUUCCAACAACCCCGAAAAGCUAGCCAGUGAGGAUCGCAUCGGUCUGUUAUCGGAUUCGUUUACACUCUGCCACGCGAAUCUUUUGCCCUGUGAGAUCACCAUGAAUAUGAUACAAUAUUUACCGAGUGAAACAAAUUGGGGUCCCAUGACAGUGGCGUUGCGUCAUUUGGAAAAGUGGCGUCGUAUAUUAAAGUAUUCCGAAUGUUUUCUGAUGUUAUCGGAAUUUAUCAAAAUGAAAUUGGCUACAGUUAUUGAGAAAAUCGGUUGGACUGAUGAUGGCGAUGAGGCUAAGAGACUAAUGCGACCGGAAGUACUCUUAAGCUCAGUGCUUUGGGAAGAUAUCGACAGUAUAACAAAGGCCAAAAAUAUGCUGAACCAGUUUCUGUACUACAACGGCUCAGCGAUACCGCCCAAUCUGAGAGAGGUGGUCUACACCGGCUCCAUACUGUCCGGUGAGUAUAUUUACUGGCAACACUGUUGGGAGCGUUUCAUCGCGCUCCAACGCACUUCGGAGAGUUUCGUCGAACGCAUGCAAUUACUGCGUGCGCUCGGUCGCACCAAAGACGCUUGGCUACAAAAUCGCCUGCUAUCGCAUGUCACUAUGCUGCCAACCGUCGAGGUGGUACAAGUACUGCAGGCCAUUGCUGGCACACCGACAGGUGGAGCGAUGGCGUGUCGCUUUCUACAAGCCAAAUGGUUUGAAUUGGAAAUGCGACUCGGACAUGGUACGCUGAGUUUUGCCAAAGUGAUAUCGGCGAUAACACAAUAUGGCGCGACGAAGUUCGAUUAUGAUGAGCUUAAAUCGCUGGUGCAUCGCUUUGGACGCGGUCCCGGCAUGGAAGUGCUGAAUAUGACGCUCAGCAGCGUCGCUUCCAAUGUGGAGUGGGUGGCGCGCUCUCAGACAUCGCUGUAUAAAUGGGUAGAGAGUAAUUUACAUUCGCAUUGAUUUGGCACAACAAAAGCAACAAAAGCAACAACAAUAGCAUUUAAGAUAAUUUUGUUGCUAUUUUUUAGUUUAUUUGUAGAGAUUUUCAUCAAACAUCUAAAACUAUGUUCAAAUUCAUUGUAAAAGUCAUACAUACAUACUAACAGUUAUCAGAUCAUACAUAUAGACUAUAUACAUAUGUAGUGACACACAUACUACUUAUAUAUAGUUAUAUAUUUACAUAUAUACGCGUACAUAUAUAACAAGCAGUCAAACACUCACUCAUACAUUUCCUCAUUUGUAAUUAUGUUCCUUAUCUACAUACUACAUACAUACAUAUAUUUAUACAUACUACAUAACAUACAUAUGCAUACAAACUUACAUAGCAUACAGACGUAGAAUGCGUAUAGAACGCAUCUCUAGGCAUUAUUGGGCCGCCAAAUGGCUAGUGUUUGGAGCAAAUCAUGAAAUAGGGAGUCUUCUAGAUGUAAUUAUAUAGGUUAGGAAAAAGGUACUGGAAUAUAAGUUUAUCAUAUCAUCUAAAGGGUAUAGUAGCUAAAUUAUAUUAAGUGUGUGUAGGAAACUUGGAAUUUAUGUAGUUCUUC